Sturnus vulgaris (Common starling) is the source of this 720-nucleotide messenger RNA. Lineage: Eukaryota; Metazoa; Chordata; Aves; Passeriformes; Sturnidae. The record is from RefSeq and is a predicted model, not a curated record.
AUGGCCGAGGGGGAAAUCACCACCUUCACCGCCCUCACCGAAAAAUUCAACUUGCCCGCUGGCAACUACAAGAAGCCCAAACUGCUGUACUGCAGCAACGGGGGGCAUUUCCUGCGCAUCCUCCCGGAUGGCACCGUGGAUGGCACCAGGGACCGCAGCGACCAGCACAUCCAGCUGCAGCUGAGUGCAGAAAGCGUGGGGGUGGUGCACAUCAAGAGCACGCAGUCAGGGCAGUACCUGGCCAUGGACACCAACGGGCUCCUCUAUGGCUCGCAGUUGCUGGGUGAGGAAUGCCUGUUCCUGGAAAGGCUGGAGGAAAACCAUUACAACACCUACGUGUCCAAGAUGCACGCAGACAAAAACUGGUUUGUGGGGCUGAAGAAGAACGGGAACAGCAAGCUGGGCCCACGGACUCACUAUGGCCAGAAGGCAAUCCUGUUCCUGCCCCUGCCUGUCUCAGCUGACUGAGCCAGCCCCAGAGCUCAGAGAAGAUCCCAAAUCCCAACUGCUGCUGCUGCUGCUGCUGCCUCCCUAGAGCUCAGCAGAGCUCCGAGCUUUAGGUCAAGGCUUUGCCAAAUCCAGCCAAAGCAGAGCCCCUGUGCUCUGCAUGAAGCUUUGCAGAGAUGGGGGGUGAGCCCUGACACCCCCCAAGGUCCACGGGGCCCCCUGUCCCCCUGCCCUCAGCUGUGUACCAUGACCUUCAUCUGUGUGUGCCAGUGU